This is a messenger RNA of Topomyia yanbarensis, 1530 nucleotides long. RefSeq lists its product as uncharacterized. The transcript has 3 exons. The coding region runs from base 1079 to 1504 and encodes 141 amino acids. Lineage: Eukaryota; Metazoa; Arthropoda; Insecta; Diptera; Culicidae. The record is from RefSeq and is a predicted model, not a curated record.
GUUGCAUUUGAUUUGGAAUCCAUACUGACUCCAUUCAGGAUUCCGAAUCAAAUUCCGAAUGGUUUGACCGGAUCGGUGACCAAACCACAGACUAACAGAUAUAACACUAUGAGGGAAUUCUCUCAAAAAACAUCGAUCCGACAAUUUUCCCAGAACACUAGCUCCACCUUUUAUUCACAGUCCCAAACACUCAUUUACUGGUGGGUUACCCCUCAGGUUUGGGAACAAUUUUUCACUAGUGGUCUAUCCCCUAUAGUGAGAAUCUGACGUUUAAAAUACUCACACUGAUAUCUUACAUUUUUCUACUACCGCCCUCCCCUCAAGCCCAGAAGCGGUUUGUUUUCCUCCCAAUUCGCUGUGCAAUCGAUUUGUUUUCCUCCCAAUUCAAACGUCAAAACGGCACAAUACCAACGCAGCUGGAUAAGUAUGCUUGUUCGUAUGUCUGGCGCCAUGAUUUCAAAUGUGGCCACAGUCCCAACUACAAAUAUAUUUAAAAUGACCGUUAAAGCGGGCGGAGCUUUGUUUUUUAGUGUUAUGUUUGUUAGUCUGUGACCAAACUGCAAAGCAAUUCAGUGUAUUGCUGGUUAGAUUACACGUCAGUCAUAUCGAGAGUUCUCCACGGCCAUUCGGUAUGAUCAAACGAAUCAUGGCAUACAUUCACAUGAACCCUGGAGCUGUUCUGGUUUUUCAACCAAUGCCAGAAGCGGAAGCAGGAGCAAUGAAAAUCUAUGAAUUACUGAAGCGUGGAAUCAUCAAAAUCAAGACGAGUCCCACCAGCUGGGUAUCACCACUUGUUGUAGGAAAAUUGAACGGCGAGCCUCGAUUGUGUGUUGAUCUCCGGCGAGUAAAUGAGGCUGUUCUUCGAAAACAUCAUCCGAUGCUGGUCGUCGACGAUUACAUCGCACGACUAGGGAGAGGAUCAAUUUGAAGCAAACUCGUUAUUCGUGAGGCAUUCUUACAGGUUGAACUGGUAGAAAAAUCCCGAGAUGUAACUACCUUUAUGACUAAUCGUGGGCUAUUUCACUUCAAGAGACUACCGUUCGGCUUGGUAACAGCACCGGAACUUUUUUAAAAAGCUAUGGACGAGAUAUUGGCAGAUUGUGACGGUACCUAUUGGUACUUCGACGAUGUAAUCAUCGACGGGAACAACAUCGAGGAGCACGACAAUCGCGUUGAAAAGGUUCUUUCAAGAUUGAAGGAAAGAGGAGUGGAACUGAAAUGGGAGAAGUGUCGACUACGUGUGGCUGAACUGGAGUUCUUGGGCCAUCGAAUCUCCGAAAUAGAAAUACGCCCUUCCGAGUCGAAAGUGGCAGCAUUUAUGUCCUUUAGAGAGCCUCAAAAUGAAGCAGAGCCAUCAUUCCCCUCAGAGAAGACCAUGCGUAUUUCCCACAGAGGUGGUCAACGGAUGUGUACAGUUGUCAAAAAUCAGCAAAAUAUAUUGUUCGUUCUCAGCAGUUGGACCCAUUUCCUGCCAUCCAACUUUCGGCGCACAGAACUCAAGUGAAACGUAAUACGAAACAGCGGCACAAA